ACAAGGAUAUAUAAAUAUCAUAGAGUAAAGAGAAGAGUCUCAUUAGCAAACACUUCAGGAAAAAAUUCUAAUUACUUUGCAGAGCUAGAAAACCAUGGAAUUGGUAGAGAGAUGUAUAGUUUUCUUGAUGAUGACAAUGGUGGCUGUUCAGGUUUCAAAUGCAGCUGUGCACAAGGUUGGAGACUCUUCUGGUUGGACAAUCAUUGGUAACAUAGAUUACAAGAAAUGGUCUGCUACUAAGAACUUCCAAAUUGGUGACACUAUCGUUUUUGAAUACAAUUCUCAGUUCCACAAUGUGAUGCGUGUGACACAUGCCAUGUACAAAUCGUGCAAUGUAUCAUCGCCUUUGACAACCUUCAGCACUGGCAAAGACUCUAUAAAGAUAACAAAUUAUGGUCAUCAUUUUUUCUUGUGUGGUGUUCCUGGCCACUGUCAAGCAGGACAGAAAGUUGAUAUCAAUGUGCUCAAUGUUUCUGCUGCAGCAGCAGCAACACCAACUAUAUCUCCAUCAGCAUUGGCAUCUCCAGUACCAGUUGCAACUACGCCUGCACCUUCUCCUAACAAUGCUUCGCCGUUGAUUGUUGCAAAGGGAGCUUUUGGUUUUGUUGGUUUGGCCAUGACAGUUUUUAGCAGUUUCUAUUUUUAACUAUGCAUAAUAAGGAGCUGUUGUUAGAGUUUGGUUUAUGUCUUAAGGACUUGUCAAGAACAUUUUUCUAAAGGUUCAUUAUUAUGAUCCUUCAUAUAGAUUGAAGGCAUGUUUGUAUGAUCCUUCAUUAUGUUGCUAUUGUAGAUUAAAGAGAAGAUCAAUAAAGUAAAUUUUGUGAUUGUAAAGAA
Vicia villosa (hairy vetch) is the source of this 834-nucleotide messenger RNA. Its product is annotated as mavicyanin-like. Gene Ontology annotation, cellular component: plasma membrane. The transcript has 2 exons. Gene Ontology annotation, molecular function: electron transfer activity. Lineage: Eukaryota; Viridiplantae; Streptophyta; Magnoliopsida; Fabales; Fabaceae. The record is from RefSeq and is a predicted model, not a curated record. The coding region runs from base 95 to 646 and encodes 183 amino acids.